AUGAAUGUAAAUGAAAAUUCCACCUGUAAUGUUUCCAAAAAUUCGGAAAUGGGCAAAGUCUUGCAACAAUGCAAAUUAAUAGUGUGGGAUGAAUGUACAAUGGCCCAUAAGAAAUCAGUGGAAGCCUUAGACAGGACAUUGCAAGACUUGCGUAGUAAUGAUCAACAGAUAUUUGGUGGCGCUUUGAUUCUGUUGGCUGGUGAUUUUCGUCAGACAUUGCCUGUGAUUCCCCGUUCAACAACAGCAGAUGAAUUAAAAGCAUGUUUAAAGCCAUCUUAUUUAUGGAGACAUGUACAAAUACUCAAUUUGACUACAAAUGUGCGAGUACAAAUUCAAAACGAUCCAUCGGCCGACACAUUUUCAAGGCAACUGUUGGCAAUAUGCAAUGGUCAACUUGCUGUUGAUCGUGAAACUGGCUUAACCACUUUACCAGAUAACUUUUGUAAUAUUGCAUCGACAAAAGAAGAAUUGGUGUCAAGUGUUUUUCCAAAUAUUGCAGAAAAUUAUCGCAAUCAUAAUUGGUUAGCUGAAAGAGCUAUACUGGCCGCUAAAAAUAAAGACGUUGGUCAAAUGAAUGCAGACAUUUUAACCCAUGUUCCUGGCGAACUUGUAACAUAUCAAUCAGUUGACACGGUUACGAAUCAAGACGACGCUGUUAAUUAUCCGACAGAAUUUUUGAAUUCAUUGGAUUUACCCGGAUUUCCACCUCAUCGUUUACAAUUGAAAGUGGGUGCUCCCAUUAUUAUGCUUCGAAAUAUAAAUCAAUCGAUUAUGCAAUGGGACAAGAUUAGCGGUUAA
Bactrocera tryoni is the source of this 798-nucleotide messenger RNA. RefSeq lists its product as uncharacterized. The record is from RefSeq and is a predicted model, not a curated record. Gene Ontology annotation, molecular function: DNA helicase activity. Gene Ontology annotation, biological process: telomere maintenance; DNA repair. NCBI's taxonomy places the organism in Eukaryota, Metazoa, Arthropoda, Insecta, Diptera, Tephritidae. The coding region runs from base 1 to 798 and encodes 265 amino acids. The transcript has a single exon.